AUGCUGCGGACUUCCAUGUCAGAAAUCCAGGUGCGAGAGGAUUCAUCCAUUCACUCUCAUAAUCCACAAGAUGACUACUUGGAAAUAGACUCACAGGAAGGUGAGCCAGAUGAUGAAUAUCCUGAGGGUGGGCUGCGGGCGUAUUUGGUUUUGGUCGGAUCAUUCAUCGGAUUGAUAGCUAAUUUCGGUAUGCUUAAUUCUGUAGGAGCUAUCCAAACCUAUAUCUCUAUGAACCAGCUUUCAAGCGUUAAGUCGCUGACAGUGUCAUGGAUCUUUUCGAUCUAUUUUGCAUUAGCGUAUUUUGGUGGGAUAGUUGUUGGGCCGUUUUUCGAUGUUAGAGGUGCCACCAUCCCAUUGGUUGGAGGUUUGAUCCUCAUCGUUGGCGGGUUCAUAGCAGUGGCCAACUGUACUCUGGUUUGGCAGUUUAUUCUCUCAUUAUCACUUUGUGUUGGGAUUGGUAACGCACUUUGCAUAACUCCAUUGGUUGGAGUGAUAAGUCAUUGGUUUUACUUGAAAAGAGGUCGGGCCAUUGGACUUGCUACCACUGGUGGUUCAGUUGGUGGUAUCAUUAUCCCCUUGAUGCUCAGAGGGUUGUAUCCAAAAGUUGGCUUUUCGUGGGCUAUUCGUAUUCUAGCACUUUUCAGUCUUGUGUGUAUGGUAAUUUCCAUAGUGUUGGCUAAGGGUAGAUUAUCACUUGUGCAAAGGGAGAAAUCUAAGGAAAAGUCUAGUACCAAGACAAAGAAAAAGAAGUCUGUGCCCGGUAAUAUAGACCUGGCUGACAAAGCUAGUUCUGUGAUCACGACAACCUCUCCUCCCCUUACCCCCACAGAUGAUAUAUCCUUGCAUACUUUGACAGAAAAUCGCCAUGAAUCUUCACCUGCCAACAAGUUUAAGAAUCUAAUUGGUGGAAAAGAUGUCAGGUACUUCAACUUUGCAAACUUACUUGACGUGAAAUACUCGCUUCUUAUUGCCGGCGUAUUCACUGAAGAACUUUCGUUGAUGUUGAUUGUUACGUAUUUUGCUUCCUACGCAAUUGCGCAGAAUGUUUCCGAAUCUAACUCCUACUUAUUGUUGACUGUCUUCAAUGCAGCUGGUGUCCCUGGGAGAUGGUUGCCAGGGUAUGCAUCGGAUAUCAUCGGACAUUUCAAUGUAAUGAUCCUUAUGUUGGUUGGACUUUGCCUUUCCAUCUUCUUACUAUGGCUCCCAUUUGGAAGCAACCAUGGGGUAUUGUGGGCAUUUUCUGUAUUGGGUGGAUUCUUUUCAUCGUCUAUUUUGUCCCUUACUCCGGUCUGUUUGGGGCAAAUCACACCUGUAUCCAAAUUUGGUGAAAGAUAUGGAAUGCUCUAUUUCUUUGUGAGCAUCGGUAAUUUGUUUGGUUUACCUAUUGGGGCUGCGAUCAUUGGUUCCGGAUCCAAGCACAACUACGAUAUGUUUGUAGUUUUAUGUGGUAUAUUGGCCGUCGUGGGUAGUCUAUGCUGGCUUGGCAGUAGGUAUUGCAUAGCUGGGCUUCAAUGGAAUAUUAAAGUAUAA
This is a messenger RNA of Dujonia railenensis, 1530 nucleotides long. NCBI's taxonomy places the organism in Eukaryota, Fungi, Ascomycota, Pichiomycetes, Serinales, Debaryomycetaceae. The record is from the annotation of a GenBank genome assembly.